AGUCUGACUACAACAGCACUACACGUACCUCAUCGCGAACUCCAAAGCUCUGCAGUAUGUCCGAAAACGCUUUCACCCCCCGCCGCGGCAGCAAACGCCUGCGCCACACUGGCUCUGCCGCCGACAUUGACGACAUCGACAUGUCCUACGGCCGCCUCUCGCGUCCCUCUAGCGUCGACAGCUUCAAGCCGCGCUCCGAGCCGCUGCUGACGAGGGAGUGGUCAACUCCAUCGAGGCCGGAGUCGCUCUUGGGGCAGGAGGAUUCGCGGGCGAUGGAGGACACUUCCUCCCCGGAAGUUCAUGCAGCGCUGAGCUCGCAUGGACAGGAUAGUUUCACGACGAAGGCGCCGAGUAUGCAUACGGACAAUGAAUCUGCACCGACACGGCUAAUGAGUGAGGGAUAUCAGAGCGCCUUCACGCCGACGACGACGACCUUGGGGUAUCAGAUUGCCAUGACGCCAAUGCCAGCAGAUCCUAACAAUCGCCAGUACCCUUCACAGACCAGACCCAACCCCAGUGACUAUCGUCCACUCGACUACUACCCCGGGUUCCGCCGCCCAAACCACCCCCUUCCACAACAACCCCGGCCCAUAGCAGUCCAGCACGGCGCCAACGUCCCCUACCAGCCCUUCCCUCUCACCACCCACCCUUUCCAGCCGUCCCCUUUCCUCGACCUCAACCUCCCCAAGUACUUCACCGUCGAGCCCCUGACCUGCUUCUUCUGGCGCACGCGCAAAGACGGCUGCAAGUACAGCGCCGACGAGUGCCAAUUCGCACACUGGGACACGGGCUUCAACGCACCACCCCCAAAAGACUUCGACCUCGGCCUCGCAAGGCGCGAGCUGAAGAAAGAGCGGCCGGCAAUUGCGAACCGGCGGGCUGGGGAUGGGCAGUUCGGUUCCCCAAGCCAAUCAACUUCGCAUGUGUAUCCCGCCCCACCGCAGCAGCCGCAGAUGCCGAAUCUGUACCAGACGGUUCAGCAGCUGCAGCAGGCUCAGCAUAGCCCUUACUCGCCUCCGCAGCACUCCGGUAGCCCGCCGAAUGCGUAUCAGCACCCCCCACCACCGUUCGGUAGAUAUCCAGGCCAGUACUCUUCUCCGCCGCAUCAUCCACCGCAUCUAGCUCAGCACUUCGGCAGCCAGGUGAGCCCGUAUCAACACCACCCGCUAGGCCUGCACCACCAUCAGCAGCUGCGCCGCGAUGAAGAACCACUAGAAAGGCGCCAGCGCCUGAUUGGGGAGAAGGAGAGGCAGUUGAGGCAGUGGGAGGAGAGAUUGAGGCAGUGGGAGGCAAGGUUGAGGCAGAGGGAGGAGAAGUUGUGUGAGAGGGAGGAGAGGUCGCGUGAGAGGGAGGGUAAGUAG
Messenger RNA from Mytilinidion resinicola, 1361 nucleotides. RefSeq lists its product as uncharacterized. Bases 57 to 1361 code for a protein of 434 amino acids. Gene Ontology annotation, molecular function: metal ion binding. NCBI's taxonomy places the organism in Eukaryota, Fungi, Ascomycota, Dothideomycetes, Mytilinidiales, Mytilinidiaceae. The record is from RefSeq and is a predicted model, not a curated record. The transcript has 3 exons.